Messenger RNA from Fusarium venenatum, 744 nucleotides. Its product is annotated as eukaryotic cytochrome b561-domain-containing protein. Gene Ontology annotation, molecular function: oxidoreductase activity. NCBI's taxonomy places the organism in Eukaryota, Fungi, Ascomycota, Sordariomycetes, Hypocreales, Nectriaceae. The record is from RefSeq and is a predicted model, not a curated record.
AUGGCAAGUGCUGCAGGUGUUCCGGAGCGUUUUCCUUCUAUCGAGGAUAGAGAAACCGAGCCGCUGCUCGGUAGACCUGGUGAUGCCGCGCAAGAAGAUGGCGUUCCUAUGAUCAAGAACCUCGUUCUCGGGACCGGCAUAGUCGCCCAGUUGGGUGUUGUGCUACUCACGAUUCUGGUCUGGGCAAGCGUCCUAUCCAAGCCGUUGAUUCUCUUCUCAGCGCACCCGCUGCUUCAGUCACUGGCUGUACUCACCUUGUCGCAAUCCGUUUUAGCCAUACAACCUACGCAUACAGCCGAGCAGAAGCGCGUCGGUCAACGCGUGCACGCCAUCCUCAACCUUGUGGCAUUCUUGAUUCUCGUAGCUGGCGUGACCAUCAUCGAAUACAACAAGUUUGCCAAUAACGGCGCUCACUUCCACUCUGUUCACGGAUACCUCGGCAUCAUCACCUCCAUCGUACUUCUUCUUCAGUAUGGCGUUGGGUUCACCAUGUGGGCUACUCCCAGUCUGUACGGCGGCGUCGACAACGCCAAGGCUGUCUGGAAAUACCACCGCUGGAGCGGAUACACCAUCUUUGUCCUCCUCCUGGCAACUGUUACUAGCGCUGUCGAGACCGACUACAACAAGAACGUACUGAAGAUGAAGUUGUGGGCCGUUCUUUUGCUGUCAAUUGUGACUCUGGUGGGCGUUGUCCCUCGAAUCCAGAAGCAAAAGCUGGGCUUCCGAGGCCCAACCUCAACUUAG